This is a messenger RNA of Phlebotomus argentipes, 10149 nucleotides long. RefSeq names its product dynein axonemal heavy chain 7 (gene Dhc36C). Bases 1 to 10149 code for a protein of 3382 amino acids. The record is from RefSeq and is a predicted model, not a curated record. Gene Ontology annotation, biological process: microtubule-based movement. Lineage: Eukaryota; Metazoa; Arthropoda; Insecta; Diptera; Psychodidae. Gene Ontology annotation, molecular function: dynein intermediate chain binding; minus-end-directed microtubule motor activity; ATP binding. Gene Ontology annotation, cellular component: dynein complex. The transcript has 9 exons.
AUGGAAUUAAAAAUGUACGUACAGGAAAUGGAGGAAAAUAAAAUCCCAGAAAUGGAGCAGAAGCUGAGGCAGAAUAUGAAAGAACUCCUCUGGCUCUUCGACCAUACAAUCUUUACACCGUUGGAGAUUAAGCAAAACAGUCUCACUUUUCAGUGGUAUUUAAAGAUGCCAAGUGUAUUCAAGGAGCAUAAGCAAAUUAUUGUAGAGAAGACGCUGGAGUAUCAAGAAAGCCUCAGGCGACGAAUCGAGACGUUCAGAAGAGAUUUGGAGGUAUACUGGGAACAGGUGCAGGACUAUGAAAACUGGGGAGACAUAAAGCAUCUGGCCAAGUACAAAAGAAAAGCCACACUUUUGGAUAAUAAACUUAUGAGUGCACAAGAGAAGAUCAAUCAGAUAAACGAAGAGGAGAGUUCAUAUAUGUGGGAAGAGUCUCAGUUUCCCCUAAGAAAUGCCACAUAUGAAAAACUAGUUCCACAUAAAAAUCUCUUCGAUGCUGGUCAGGAUUUUAUGGACAAGUAUGAGAUAUGGAUGCACACUCAAGUGGGCACGUUUGAACCAUCUGACAUUGAUAAUGACGUGGCAGUGAUCUACAAGACAAUACUCACUCUUGAGAAGCUUUUUAUGGACAGUCCAAAUACACAGAAACUCACUCUUGAUAUCAAGGAAGUCGUGGAUGAAUUCAAGACCCACAUGCCUAUUGUAAGGACUUUAGGUAAUUCAGGCAUGAAAGAGCGUCAUUGGGAGCAAGUAUCUGAGAUAAUAGGUUUCCCUAUUAAGAUCUCGUCAGAUCUAACCCUCGAGAGAAUUAUAGAAUAUGGCCUGGAUGAUUACAUUUCCAAGUUCCAAAUAAUUUCCGAGAGUGCCACGAAAGAGAACAACUUGGAGAAGGCGAUGACAAAGAUGGUGGACGAGUGGACAGAUAUAGCAUUCACCAUCAAUCCUUACAGGGACUCAGGAACAUUCAUCCUCUCUGCUAUUGAUGACAUUCAAGUUCUCCUCGAUGAUCACAUCAUAAAAACACAGACCAUGAAGAAUUCACCCUACAUUAAACCAUUUGCCAAGGAGAUUCUGGCAUGGGAAACAACAUUAGUUCUUUUGCAGGACAUCCUGGACAGUUGGCUCAAGGUUCAGGGCAAUUGGAUGUAUUUAGAGCCUAUUUUCUCUAGCCCUGACAUCCAGCAGCACAUGCCAGAAGAGGGCAGACGAUUCAGUGCUGUGGACAAGAUAUGGAAGGAUCUCAUGAAACAGGUGGCCAUCGAUACAAAAGUGAUGGCAGUUGUGGAGAUUGAGAAAAUGGCCGAUAGGCUUAAGAAAGCCUUCAAUCUUCUCGAAGUCAUUCAAAAAGGACUUAAUGCCUAUCUUGAAAAGAAGAGACUCCACUUUUCACGAUUCUUUUUCCUGUCAAAUGAAGAAUUGCUGGAAAUCUUGUCUGAGACCAAAGAUCCUAGAAUGGUGCAGAAUCAUUUGAAGAAAUGCUUCGAAGGCAUCGCUUCUUUGACAUUCACUGAAGAGCUGGAUGUGACCAAAAUGAAUUCUCAUCAUGGGGAGGAAAUUGAACUGCUUGAAGUCAUUUCCACAUCCAAAUCUCGUGGCCAAGUUGAAAAGUGGCUCACCGAGUUGGAAGAUGUAAUGAAGAAAACUGUUUUAAAGUCCUUGCAAAAUGCAUUCAGUGAUCACAAGCGCUCUAGCAGAGGAUCUUGGCUUUUCAAGUGGCCAGAACAGGCAGUUUUGAAUGUCUCAAAAAUUUUCUGGACAGCAACAGUAGAGAAACACCUGGGAAAAGAUUUUUCGAGUCUGAUAGAUAAGUGGCAAGAGAAUAUUGGAAAUAUUUCGCAGUGUAUUGAAGAGACCACCACAGAGCGCCACAGACUAACUCUCACUUCUACAAUUAUCUCAGACAUUCAUUGCAGAGAUGUGAUUACUCAUCUUCAACGUGAAAAUGUAACAAGCUCCAAAAAUUUUGCUUGGAUUUCCCAAUUGAGAUACUACUGGAAUCAAGAUCUAAGUUUGAAAACACUGGACAGUUCUCUAAGUUAUGCCCAUGAAUAUCUAGGCAAUACCACAAGACUUGUGAUCACUCCUCAAACAGAUAGAUGCUGGAGAUCAACCUUUGUGGCAUUAGAGCACAACUUCGGGUGCAGUUACGAAGGCCCAACGUCGGUUGGGAAAACUGAAACAAUGAAAGAUCUCGCUAAAGUUGUCGGGAAACAGUGCAUAGUCUUCUACUGUUCCCGGAGUCUUGAUUUCGUCACCUUCGGAAAAUUUUUUAAGGGACUUGCCUCAUGUGGUGCCUGGUGUUGCUUUAAAGACUUCAACAACGUCACUCUCAAAAUAAUUUCCGUUGUAUCACAGCAAAUCCUCACACUGCAGCGAAGUAUCGCUGGGAAGUGUUCUAAAGUAACAUUUGAUGGAACAAAACUCCACCUUGAUCCUACCUGUGCUAUCUUUGCCACUCUUGUUCGAAACCGUAAGAAAAAUGACCUUCCUGACUCCAUGAAGGUAUUAUUUCGCCCAAUCUCUUUCACGGCUCCUCACAGCCAAAUGGUUAUCGAAGUUGAGUUGUUUGCUAGUGGCUUCCGUGAAGGAAAGUUCUUAGCUACGAAGAUUAUCAAAUUAUUUGAGUUAUCGAAGGAGCUCUUGACCAAGGAAUCUCACUAUGAUUUUGGUCCAAGAACCAUUAAGAGUAUUCUAAAUAUUGCUAAACUGAGGAAAAAUGGCAGUGAGAGUGAAUUGAUCUUUAAUUCCAUAAAAACAGUCUGCCGCCCAAAGUUAAAAGAUGAGGAUUUGCGUAUCUUUUUGGAAAUACUGGGUGAUCUCUUUCCUCAGCAUGAAUUGUCCCCCACUCUCUCAGAAGCUGAUGUCAGAAUGAAAGGUAUCUUACAAAGAGUCUUUGAAAAGAACAAUAAAGUCUUCACAAAGCAUUCUCUGGAUAAGUGUCUCCAGAUGUUGGAAAUGCUCGACGUGACACCUGGAAUCGUUAUCACAGGUGGUCCCUUUGGAGGGAAAACCACAAAGUAUCGCAUGCUUGCCGAAGCUUUGAAAACAUCCGACGAAGGAGACAUCUUCGAAGAUAAAUUGACUUAUGUGGUGAUUAAUCCCAAAGCGAUAACUCUGGAGAAGUUUUACGGAAGUUUUGAUGUGCAAACUUUUGAGUGGUCAGACGGAAUCUUUUCCCAUUACUACAGAAAGUUUACAGGAUCACGAAAUGAUAACAGGAAAUGGAUCAUUUUCGACGGUCCAAUUGAUACUUCUUGGAUAGAUAACCUCAACACUGUUCUUGAUGAUAACAGGAAACUUUGCUUGAUGUCUGGUGAGAUCAUCCAUUUCAAACCCACUAUGAGAUUCAUCUUCGAGACUGAGGACCUGAAAGCAGCGUCACCAGCUACAAUUUCUCGAUGUGGUAUUGUUCACCUAGAACCUGAUCAAUUAGGAUGGAAGCCGCUUAUGGAGUCUUGGAAAAACACCCUCCCUCCAACUCUCACCCAGGUUCAAAAGAAUGAUAUUCACGACCUCUUCAUGAGAUUCUGUCCUCCGCUCCUCUGGUACAUUCGACAACCUGGAAUCCAAGCGAUGAUUCACACUCAGGAUGCUAAUAUUCUCGUCUCUAUAACAAAUCUUUUCGACUGCUUCCUCAAAGACUACGAAGACCAGAAACAUGUGGCCAGUCUUUCUGAAUUCGACAUCCGUGCUCAACUAGAGGGAAUCUUCUUCUUUUCCUGCGUUUGGGCGAUAGGCGGACCUCUAGAUGCAGCCAGUCGAGAGAAGUUCUCUAUUCUCUUCCGUGGACUACUUGAGAAGAAAUUUCCGGCAGAUCUUUACGAAAAAUAUAAUAUCCCUGAGGAUCUGAGAGUGACUGACUUGGCCAGAACGUACAUCUUUCCCAUACCUAAGGCUGAGAGUGUAUUCGAUUACAGGUACAUCAAGGAAGGCAAGGGUAAAUGGAAACUCUGGUCGGAUGAAAUUGCUUUAGCUCCUCCAAUACCCAGAGACAUGCCAGUAAAUCAGAUUAUCAUCAGUACAGCAGAAACUAUAAGAAUUUGGGCAUUGUUGGACCUCCUGGCGAGCAAUUCUAAACAGAUACUUUUGGUUGGGCACACAGGAACUGGGAAGAGUGUCUAUACAUUAGAAUUCCUUGCAAAGAAACUCAAUGGGAAUCUCUUUAAACAUCAGUAUUUAUGCUUCUCAGACCUCACCACAGCCAGCCAGACUCAAGAGAUCAUCAUGGCUAAGCUGGAUAAACGAAGGAAAGGAGUUUUUGGACCACCAUUGGGAAAGAAGUGUGUGAUCUUUAUCGACGAUCUCUCAAUGCCAAUUAAAGAGAAAUGUGGAGCACAACCUCCCAUUGAACUUCUCCGCAUGUGGAUGGAUCAUCAGAUGUGGUACGAUCAAACAGAAAAUGUCCCUAUAAAGUUAAUAGACAUCCAACUUCUUUGCGCUAUGGGAUCUCAAGGAGUAGGUAAUAGUAUAACAACGAGAUUCACCAGACACUUCAACACUAUUGCUAUUGACAAUUUUGUGGACGAGACUUUGAAGUCCAUUUUCAGUAAGAUCGUCCUGUGGCAUUUGGACACAAGAGGUUUUUCCAAGGAGUUUGAUCCCUGCAUUGACGAGAUUGUUCUAUCCACUUUGGAUAUUUACAAUAAAGUGAAGGAACGUCUCUUGCCUACACCUAAACGACCACACUACAUAUUUAAUCUCAGAGACUUUGCCAGAGUGGUUCAAGGAGUCCUGCUGUCCGUCCCAGAAGCCAUUGAAGAUCUCAGUGGAAUGAGAAGAUUGUGGUUUCACGAAGUCAAUAGAAUCUAUGGAGAUCGCCUUGUAGAUCUUGAGGAUAGGAAAUGGUUGUUUGGCUGCCUCUGUGACAUUGCAGUAUCUUGCAUGAAGACCACGGCUAUGGAACUUCUUCAGAGAUUUAGUGAAUUCGGAGACACUGACAUGAGGAAGCUCAUCUAUUGUGAUUUUACGAAUCCUAAAGCAGACACUAAAAAUUACAUUGAGGUCCAGGAUAUUGAUGAAUUGACGAAUGUUGUAGAGGCUUAUCAAGUAGAGUUCAAUAAUAUGUCCAAGAAACCAAUGGAUCUCAUCCUUUUCCGAUUUGCAAUUGAACAUUUAUCCAGGAUCUGCCGGAUCUUGAAACAACCAAGAAGUCACGCUCUCCUAAUUGGUAUGGAUGGGUCAGGAAGACAGAGUCUCUCUCGUCUAGCAUCCCACAUCAUGGACUAUGAGCUGUUUCAAGUAGAGAUCACAAACAAGUACAACAAGGAUGAGUGGCGAAAUGACAUUAAAAAUAUUUUAAAGAGGAUCUCUACAAAUGAACUACACGGAGUGUUUCUAGUCACAGAUAAGCAAGUAAAGGAAGAAUCAUUUCUGGAAGAGAUCAAUAAUCUUCUCAUAUGUGGUGAAAUUCCCAACAUAUUCUCAACAGAGGACAAAGAGGAAUUGAUUGAGAGAAUGCGUCAGAUCGACAGUCAAAAAGAAAAGAGUUUGCAAACUGAUGGAACUCCUGUAGCACUCUUCAACUACUUCGUCCGUGUAGUUAGAGAACAACUCCAUAUUGUACUCUGCAUGUCUCCUGAAGGAUCUACACUUCGCACUAGAAUCCGCAAGUUUCCUUCUGUAGUAAACUGCUGUACUGUAAACUGGUUUCAAGAGUGGCCAGAAGAUGCUUUGGUAUCGGUGGCUUCCAGAUACUUGACUUCAAUCAUACAAGACGUUACUACUCGAACAAACUAUAUGAACACUUUUAUCUUCUUCCACAAUACCUCCAAAACAAUCUCUGAGGAGCUUUUUGUACGCGUCCAGCGAAGGAACUACAUCACACCUAUAAUUUACAUUGAGCUCAUUCAAAAUUUCAAAACAAUGCUACAGAACAAGACAACUCAACUAACACAGAAGCGUGACAAAUACUUAGCAGGAAUUGAUCAGCUUACAAAUGCGGCGGCACAGAUAAAGAUCACGCAGGAUCAAUUGGAAAUUCUCGAGCCUAAACUGAAGACAACAUCAGAGAUUGUUACAGAACAGGGUAUAAAGGUACAGGCAGAAUUCGAACGCCUCGUCAUUCAGAAGGAGCAUAUCAAACGUGAUGAAGCCAUUACAGCAGAGAAAGCAGGAGCUGUGACAAAAAUCAAGGAAGAGUGUAGCACGAAACUUGGAGAGGUGCAGCCAGACAUCGAGACAGCCACAGAUUCCCUGACCACACUCACUCCAGCCGAUAUUCUAAUCGUGAAAUCCAUGAAAAAUCCACCAGCAGCCGUGAAGAUCGUCCUCGAGGGCAUUUGCAUUUUGCGUGACAUCAAACCAGACAAAGUUCCUGGUCAAAAUGAUGAUUAUUGGUCUCCGUCGAAACGUCUUUUAGCCGAUCCUUCCUUCCUUGAAAGCCUCAUUCAAUUUGAUAAGAAUAGCGUUACUCCGCGGAUUAUGGAAGUUUUUCAGCAGCGACCUGUUCUUGCAUUCGACAUGGAGAAGGUGAAAUCCAUCUCCAUGACAUGCGAGAUUCUUUUCAAGUGGGUCUUAGCUGUGGCAAAUUAUGGGCGUGUUCUCGAAAGCUUAGAACCUCGUAAGCAAGCACUGAUUGAAGCUGAGGCGAUUUACAGCACUGCUAUAGAUUCAUUGAAUAUUAAAUUGGAGCAGCUAGCAUCGGCGGAAGUCAGUUUGGCCGAUUUACAAUCCCAUCACGAUGCCAAACAAGAAGAGUUCCGUCUUCUGCAGAACGAAUUUGAAGCCUCAACAAAGAAACUCCAGCGCGCUAAUGAACUGAUCAAUACACUGGAGAGCGAAAAAGGCGGUUGGAAAGAUGUUGCCGAUAGUCUGGAAGCUUCUUUCGACAAAGUGGCCGGAGAUGUGAUAAUCUCAGCUGGCAUUGUGUCCUACAUGGGGGCUUUUCCUGUUGAAUUCCGACGAAAAUUGCUGGACAUGUGGUUGGAGAAGAUCAACGGCUUUGAAAUAAAGCACUCAGAACCCUUUAAAGUGGAUGAAACUCUUGAGGAUCCUGUGCAAAUAAGGCAAUGGACCAUCAGUGGUCUACCCAAUGAGAGCCAUCCGAUAGAGAAUGCGAUUAUCAUUAAAUACUCCAAGAGAUGGCCUCUUUUAAUAGAUCCUCAAUUCCUCGCUAACAGUUGGAUUAAGAAUUUAGAGAAAGAGAAUAGACUGUGUGUAAUUCGCUUCAACCAGCCAGAUUAUAAUCGAGUCCUUGAGAAUUCCAUACAAUUUGGUCUUCCAGUACUCAUUGAGAAUGUAGGCGAGGAACUAGAUCCAAUGCUGGAACCUAUCCUCAAGAAGCAAUUCUUCAAACAAGGCGGAGUUUAUUGCAUCAAGAUGGGUGAAAACAUCAUUGAGUUUAAUGAAUCCUUCCGCCUUUUUAUCACCACAAAAUUGUACAAUCCUCGAAUUGCGCCGGACGUAGCCGUGGAUGUGAAGAUCAUCAAUUUUGUUAUAACCAGGGAAGGAUUGAACAAUCAAAUAGUUUCCGCAACUAUUGGUCGGGAGCGCCCAGAUUUGGAGUCCGAGAGAAAUCAGAUUGUGAUGCAGAGAGGCGACACAGAGAAGCAGCUAAGGGAUAUUGAGGAGAACAUCUUGGAAAUUCUAUCCACAGAAAAGGAAAUUCUAGAGAGUGACAAAGCCGUACAGACGCUCAGCUCUUCCAAAGUCCUCCUCAACGAAGUACAAGAGAAGUUCAUAGUGGCCAAAAAUACGGAGAAGCAGCUGGAAGAUGGAAGAGUGGUUUACACUCAAAUUGCUGAUCACUGCUCUACACUCUUCUUCGCCAUAGAUCAACUCAGCAAUAUCAAUCCCAUGUACCAAUUCAAUUUGAAAUGGUUUAUCAACAUCUACCUCACGGCCAUUGAUAACACCGAAAAGUUGGACGAUAUUAAUGCCCGGCUUCAGGGACUUAAGAAGUACUUUACGCGCAGUUUUUUCAUUAGCGUCUGCCAGAGUCUCUUCAGCAAGGAUAAACUUGUACUUGCGCUUAUCCUCUCUGCCAGUAUCAAUUCCUUCGAUAAGCAAGAGUGGAUGUUCUUGUUAACUGGAGUACGGCCAAUGAGUGCGGAUUUUCCAGAAGUUCCCGCAGAAACUUUUCGUGGAAGAAUUUGGCAUGAAAUUUGCUCUUUGGCAACGUUCAAAUCAUUUGAGGGCAUUAUCAGCCACAUAACUGAUAAUCUGGACAAAUGGGAAAAAGUGCUAACGUCAGACACUCCCUGUGCGCAAAUUCCUGAACCAUGGAGUACAAAUUUAUCAGACUUCCACAAGCUUUUGCUUCUCAGGUGCUUAAGAAGGGAUGUUCUUAUUCACAGCAUUAUUGAAUUUGUGAGCAAAAGCCUGGGUGGAGAUUUCAUAGACCCUCAACUUCCAAGCCUUGACGCCUGUUAUGAAAUCUCAAAUUCUUGUAUUCCAAUUGUGGCUAUCCUUGAGCCCGGCUAUGAUUUCACCGAAUCCCUCUUGAAGUUCGCUGCCCAAAGAGGAAUUUCCGAUGACAAAAUCGUUCUAGUGACUUUGGGAAAAGGACAAGGCGAAAUUGCAGAGAAAACCAUAGAAAAGGGCAUGAAAUCAGGCUGUUGGGUGGUUCUUCUAAACUGCCAUCUAGCUAACAAUUGGCUAUUUACACUCGAGGGAGUCUGUGACACAUUUACGUCGGAAACAACUCAUUUGGAUUUUCGCCUUUGGUUGACAACCUUGUCCACGAAGAACUUUCCUCCGUCUUUACUUGAGAACAGUGCGAAAAUCACAAGAGAACUGAAUGAUGGCCUCAAAAGAAAUCUCGUGCAAAAGUUCAAGCACUAUUCUCAAAAAGACGAUCCUGAAGACGUUCAGAAACUUCUGUACAGUCUCUGCUGUUUCCACAGUGUUAUCCUGGAGAAGAGAAACUACCGUGAGAGUGGUUGGAAUGUCCAGUAUGAUUUCAAUGACUUGGAUUUGUCGGUGAGCGUGAGAAAUGUCAGAACCUACAUAACAGAUAGCCAGGAAUCUUCCUUAGAAGCUCUAUUGCACAUAAUCAGCUCUUGCAACUACGGGGAGAGAGUUUUUGAUCCGUGGGAUCAGCGAUUAUUGUGUGUCCUUUUCAAAAUCUUCGUUAUCAAUCAAAUAUCUGGCGGAACAGAGCAGACAGCGUUUAGUAUCCCUAAUGAUACAUCACAGGAGACUUUUAUGAACUUCAUUGAUCAACUUUCUUGGGGAAAUACCCCAAAUGCCCUGGGCCUGCACAGAAAUGCCUGCAAAGUGAAAGAAGAGGAAGACACAGAAAAUCUCUUGGCAACUAUACUCCGGAUGCAAGAUCGACAUGAUUUGGUGGAGCUCCAAGAACAGAAAUUAAUGGAAAAUGCAGAGGAAAAUAUCAUCAAGACAUCCCAAAACAUUUUGUCGCGUAUUCCAGAAACCUUUAAUCUUCAAGACGUCGAGAUCAAGUUCCCCAAAUCCUACACGGAGUCCAUGAAUUUCCUGCUGCACCAGGAACUGAUGCAGUACAACCAGUUGAUCAUCUUCAUCUCAGAGCAACUCACGAACGUCAUCAAGUGUAUACAAGGCCGAGCGAUUUACACACCACACAUGGAGGACGCUAUAGCUGCAAUAUCCUGUGGUCUAGUGCCCAAUAAGUGGCUUAAAUUCUCCUACGCAACACAGAAACCUCUGGCCAGUUUUAUUGCAGAUCUCUUGCACCGAAUAACGUACUUUCAGAAUUGGGUCGACAGCGGCAUUCCAUCGUCUAUUUGGCUUCCGGGUUUCUAUUCACCUCGAGCCUUCCUAGCAACAGUUCGUCUGAAUUACACGCGACGUCAUAAAAUUCAAAUAAACACUGUUGAAUUGGACUUCACAGUGGGUGGGGAGUCCAAUGAGGAUUCAGUGAAUAUAUUUGGACUAUUUCUUAGCGGUGCGAGAUUCGACAGGGAAAACUAUUGUCUUGAGGAACUCACACCUCAUCAGUUACAUGACCAAUUACCGGAAAUACUGUGUGCGCCAAGAAAAACUGAGAAGAAGACUUCAGAAAAGACUUAUCUCUGUCCAACGUACACUUUGCGCUGUGACAAAAAAGGCAUGGAGGAUUCGCAGGGAGGAAAUGCUCAUUUUAUCAUGGCAAUUCCACUUGGGAUCUCAGCUACUUCAUCUUCUGAUCACUGGGUUCUUCGAGGAGUCUCUGCACUCUUGCAACUCAAUUAA